GCUUAUUGAAGUCGAAGUCGAAGUCUCGUCAAUGGAAGAAGGGGCGGGAGCUUAAGAAUUAAGCCGGACGAGACGAUGGCAGCGGAGACAUUGGUCGAAGCGGCGCUUCGAGUCCUCAACACUUCCGAUCCCUUCGAGAAGGCUGAACUCGGCGAUCAUGUAGCUUCUCGAUGGCUUAACGGCGCCAUUUCAAGCCCUUACGAUCCCUCCGCCGAUCUUGCCGUCCCCGACCGCCCCGCCCGGCUUUCCGAUGUGAAGUUGGUAUCGCCGAGUCUCAUGCCGAAGCUGGGGAAGGCGGGAAGCUUACAGAGCAGGCAGGCUAUUGUGCAUAGUCUCGUCCAUACUGAAAGUUGGGCGAUCGAUUUGUCGUGGGACAUAAUAGCCCGGUUUGGAAAACAAGAAGGAAUGCCAAGAGAAUUCUUCACUGAUUUUGUUAGGGUAGCUCAGGAUGAAGGUAGGCAUUUUACUCUUCUAGCUGCACGGCUUAAGGAACUAGGCUCUUUCUAUGGAGCACUACCCGCGCAUGAUGGUCUUUGGGAUUCUGCUAUUGCUACAUCCAAGGAUUUAUUAGCACGCUUGGCAAUUGAGCAUUGCGUUCAUGAGGCUAGAGGGCUGGAUGUGCUUCCCACGACCAUCUCCCGAUUCCGAAAUGGAGGUGACAAUGAGACUGCAGAUUUAUUGGAGAAAGUAGUGUACCCAGAAGAAGUAACCCAUUGUGCUGCUGGAGUAAAAUGGUUUAAAUAUGUUUGCCAGAGGUCUGGCAAUAGGAAGUUAGAUGAGGAUGAUGCUGGAGCAAAGGAUAACGCAAUGGAAAUGGAGAAGGAAGAAACCAUUCACAAGUUUCAUGAAAUUGUGAGAAAGUACUUCAGGGGGCCAUUGAAGCCACCUUUCAAUGAAGUGGCAAGAAAAGCUGCUGGUUUUGGCCCUCAAUGGUAUGAACCACUUGCUUUCAAAACAGACCCUAUCUUGCAUCCAUAACAUAAUGAUGGAAUGGAAUGGAGCUCAAAGCUCAUUUCCAAACUAUUGUUUAUCCAGGAUUAUAAGUUAAACAUUUAUUUAGAGCAAUAUCUGCUUUCUGAACCUCCCCAAGAAAAAGGAAAAGAAAAAAAAAAGAAUAUGAAUCAUAAUCUUUUAAUUGUAACAAUAGACUUUACAAACACCCUUCAGUCAGUUCCAUGAGUAGAUGUUGAAAAGAUAAACUGAGGAAUAUGAAUCAUAAUUUUUUAAUUAUGCAAUAUUGUUGGUAUA
This is a messenger RNA of Benincasa hispida (wax gourd), 1248 nucleotides long. RefSeq names its product 3-oxoacyl-acyl-carrier synthase-like protein (Protein of unknown function DUF455). Lineage: Eukaryota; Viridiplantae; Streptophyta; Magnoliopsida; Cucurbitales; Cucurbitaceae. The record is from RefSeq and is a predicted model, not a curated record.